AGUUUUUAUCUAAGGCAGCAAUGGCGAGAUCCGAGACUAGUUCAUAAUUCAUUUAAUCGCAGCUUAGUAGUGAGUCAUACACAUAUAGAGAAAAUGUGGGUUCCAGAUACGUUUUUCCCACAAGCCAAAUCAGAGUACAGACAUCUUCUAACUACACCCAAUGUUUUGAUGCGAAUGGAACCUGAUGGGUCUCUGUUGUACAGUCAGAGGUUAUCUGUAACAUUACAAUGCAAGAUGGAUUUACACAAAUUUCCUUUGGAUGAGCAAAGCUGUGCUAUACAGAUGGAAAGUUACAGCUAUGUGGCAUCAGAUGUAUAUUUUACUUGGUCUCCAGAAAGAGGAAGCCUGAAUGUCCUAGAAAAUGCCUUCAUUCCAGACUUCUCCAUAAUAGGAAGUUCUUCUGAAGAUUGUACAGCAAAAUAUGCGACAGGUACAUUUACAUGUUUGAAAGCGUCAAUAGAACUUAAAAGAGAAAUUGGAUUUUAUAUCACCCAAACCUACGUCCCAAGUAUAUUGAUAGUAAUAUUGUCAUGGGCAUCCUUCUGGAUAGAUCACGAAGCAGUUCCAGCACGUAUAUCAGUAGGACUGCUAACCGUUCUGACCAUAACCACCCAGAGUUCUGGAGCCAGAUCGCAGCUUCCUCGGGUACCUUAUAUUAAAAGUAUAGACGUUUGGAUGGCGGUGUGCUUAGUGUUUGUGUUUGGUGCUUAUAUGGAAUACGCCGUAGUCACUGUUUUAAGUCGAAGACACAGGAAAACAAUAGCACGGGUAAGUCGGAUUUUUUUUUAA
This is a messenger RNA of Lottia gigantea (owl limpet), 789 nucleotides long. RefSeq lists its product as hypothetical. The transcript is spliced from 4 exons. Lineage: Eukaryota; Metazoa; Mollusca; Gastropoda; Lottiidae. Gene Ontology annotation, molecular function: neurotransmitter receptor activity; transmembrane signaling receptor activity; extracellular ligand-gated monoatomic ion channel activity. Gene Ontology annotation, biological process: regulation of membrane potential; chemical synaptic transmission; chloride transmembrane transport. Gene Ontology annotation, cellular component: membrane; synapse; neuron projection. The record is from RefSeq and is a predicted model, not a curated record. The annotation marks the transcript as partial.